AUGCCCCGCGUCCCCACAACCAGAGAGGUUGUGCCCGGUGCCCCCGUCAACAUCAUCUUAAAAGCUGACCAAUCAACCGGUCGCACCGUCUCAGGAACCAUCGCCGACGUACUCACCCGAGGAAACCAUCCCCGGGGUAUCAAAGUCCGGCUCACGGAUGGCCGGGUAGGGCGAGUGCAAUCCAUGGGGACGGGGGGUUCUUGUCCUCCACCUGACCCAACACAGGGUCAGAGGACAAGAAGGACUACUUCUGAAGCAGAGCUUCCGUCGCAGAAUAUCGGUCUAGAUGCGUAUAUGGUUAGUACAAGACCGCGGCGGGGUGCACGUCGGGAUGAACCUCAACAGCCCGUGCAUGAUGGAUCGGUGGUGACAUGUCCGGUUUGUGGGGUGUUUGAGGGUGAUGAGACUGCUGUUGCGCAUCAUGUUGCUGGGCAUUUCGCGGAUUGA
Molecule: messenger RNA, 447 nt
Organism: Aspergillus oryzae RIB40
Lineage: Eukaryota; Fungi; Ascomycota; Eurotiomycetes; Eurotiales; Aspergillaceae
Product: YwbE family protein
Exons: 1
Coding region: 1-447 (148 amino acids)
Source: RefSeq, a predicted model, not a curated record